Lepisosteus oculatus (spotted gar) is the source of this 1334-nucleotide messenger RNA. NCBI's taxonomy places the organism in Eukaryota, Metazoa, Chordata, Actinopteri, Semionotiformes, Lepisosteidae. The record is from RefSeq and is a predicted model, not a curated record.
CGUCGCGGAAGUGAGCGCUCGGCGUGGGGGGCGGACCCUCCUUAUCGCCUCUAACAGACCGGGUUUCGCUUUCCAAGCCGAGCUUUGUGACACUGAGCGUGUGGCUGUAGCUCACUGCUACUGCUCUCCAGGCGUCAUGGCUGGGACGAUAAAGAACGUCGCGUUAUUCGGCGCCACGGGAAUGACCGGCCUGGUGACCCUGCCCCAGGCUGUCGGCGCAGGCUACAAUGUGACGGUGCUGGUGCGAGACCCCUCCCGCCUGCCCCCGGACCACAAGGCCUCUAGGGUGGUGGUGGGCGACGUCCUGAACAAGGAGGACGUGAAGAAGACGCUGGAGGGGCAGGACGCCGCCAUCAUCAUCCUGGGCACCGGAAACGACCUGAGUGAGUCUGAGCGCUGGGAGCCCACUGGUGAAACCCCAGGGGUUACCUGUACAACAGCCUUCCUUCUUGGGGAUCGCGGCAGGGUGCCCCCUCCUUUGGUGCCCAUCACCGAGGACCAUGACCGCAUGCACAGGCUUCUGAAGGAGUCGGGGCUGGACUACGUGGCAGUAAUGCCUCCACACAUUGCGGAUAACCACCCCUUGACCGAAAGGUACACCGUGACGGAGAACAUGCUGAAGGGGAAGGUCAUCUCCAAAUACGACCUGGGCCACUUCUUCGUCCACUGCCUGUCCACGACGGACUGGGACAGGAAGACCGUGGGGCUCUGCGGAGAGUACAGCUAACCGGCGCAGGGUGGGGGUGAGGGUGGGCCGGGGGAGGGGUUAAACUCGACAACAUCAACAUGUGCUGAGCUGUGGUCACUAAGCCCCUGCAACCUGCUGCAAGCUUUAGACACUGCUGCCUUAGAAGACUGGCAAAAUGCUCACAGUGUGAGGACGCCCUCUGCAGCCUGGUGACAGCGGUGGGCAGGAGUGGCACACUGGUGGGGGUGGUGCUGCUUGGGCGCAGGCUGAUGGCAUGUUAGGUGGGUGAAACGCGGACUUGCUCCAGCUGCCCUCGCUGGAAAGAGCAGCGCCCACCCCCUGGCAUGAAAGAACCCUUAAUGUCCACUGGGGGCAGUGUUUUAGGCUUGGCUGGUGCAAUGGCUUUUGCUCCCCCCCAAAAAAAAACCUGUCCUUUUUACUGUGGUUUGAGGGCCCGUUUCACCUUUUCAGCGAACGUUAAAAAGCUGCACCUCCGGUGCCUGUAUGCGCCAGGUUGCAGAGGAGUCACCGACAAUGCAAUGCUCAGAUACCUGUUGUUGCCAGUGAGUGCCUUGCCUUUACUGCUUCAGACUGGAUUGCUUCGAACUCCUCUGAAGAUUUCUUCUAAUAAAACAUCUCAAGUUCA